Molecule: messenger RNA, 939 nt
Organism: Lindgomyces ingoldianus
Lineage: Eukaryota; Fungi; Ascomycota; Dothideomycetes; Pleosporales; Lindgomycetaceae
Exons: 2
Coding region: 1-939 (312 amino acids)
Cellular component (GO): SUMO-targeted ubiquitin ligase complex
Molecular function (GO): ubiquitin-protein transferase activity
Source: RefSeq, a predicted model, not a curated record
AUGGCCUCCAGCCAGCCGCGAAGAUACCUGGGCGAUGGAUUCGACUACCGAAGACCCAUUUCGCUCUCGAGGAAUGACGCCCAGACCCCGCUGAUCGACCUGACAGCUGACGAUGCGGGCCCCUCGAUGUCGAGCAACGCCCAGACUGCCGCUCGAGCGCAGCGGCCACCACGCUUCCCCCGCGAGAUCAUCGACCUCGACGACGACGCCUCCGCGCAGCCGGUAGCCCCUCCAGAUUCGCCUGAUAUUCAGUUCAUCUCUGCACGAACCCUUGAUCCGCCGCGACGGCCUGUCCCUCCCACUCUCCGGACAAACACGCCCAACAACGAUGGCGACGAUGACGACCUAGAGAUCUUGGGGGUCCAUAGUGUGCCUGCUGAGCGACAGGCAGCGGGAGAGUACUUCGACCAGAUGGUCGACCAUUUCCUCGAGAACAUGGUGCAAGGUCCCGGCCUUACUCGUUUCCAGGCCGAGGUCCAGAGGAUACGUAGGCCGGCAAUACCACCUCGGGCUGGUGGGGCUCGUGGACGACCCCACGUACACGUUGGGUUCAUGGCGCCCGAGAUAGACUUCCACGUGGUAGGCUUCGACAUGGGCCUAGGAGGAGGACCUGCUCCACCGCCACCGACAUACGAUGCACCUCCGGCGGCACCAAACGGCUUCACGAGGUCACCAGUUGAGGGCGAUGUUCUCGUCUGUCCGAACUGUGAAGACGAGCUAUGUUUGGGUGACUCGGAUCUCAAGAAGCAGGUGUGGAUCAUAAAGAAAUGCGGCCACGUUUACUGUGGAGACUGUACCGCAAACCGGGCCCUCAAGACCAGACCAAAAGGCAAAGAAAAGAUAGGCCUUCUUCGCCCCAAGACCUUCAAGAUCUGUGUGGUCGAGGGCUGCGAAGAGAAAGCGCACACUCGAAACUCCAUGAUCCAAGUCUUCCUCUGA